GGUUGUGUGUACGCGUCGCGUUAUUGUCGUUUGUUGAUCCUCCUCUCGAUUCAACAAACUCUCGACGGUACUAAUGGAACUCGACGAUGUUCCCGUGCAGGAGCGUAUCGCAGCGUUCUGUGACAGUCUACCACACCUCACACAGGAAGACGUCGAAGCAUCCUCAAAUGACUCCUGUCCCAUCUGCCUGAGCUCCUUCUCCUCGUUCUUCUCUGCGGAACCUCAGGACUGCCUCGGAGUAACCCAGCUGAAGUGCGGUCAUAUAUUUUGCAGAACUGACCUCCUGGAAUGGAUUCGCAACCUGCACGGAAGCUGCCCGACCUGCCGCUUUGCCUUCCUGGCUAUCAAGCCUCCGGGAUCUGACGACGAGUCCUCGGACGGUGGAGAGUACAUCCCGGACGAGGACGAUGAAUUCGACGACGCAUUCAACACAUCGGACGGCUUCACAGACAUGGAAUACGACACGGAGGACAUGGACAUGGACGAGGAUGAAGAAUUAUGGAGCAGCGACGGGUUGAUGCCUGGGGUCGAGGCUCAAGCCUCGUCUGACGGGGACAACGACUACGACAUCGAAGACGUUGCGGUAGAACUCAGCGUCUCUGUGGAUGCAGUGGACAGUCAGGACUCGUCCAAUGAUGAGUCCGACAGCAGCAGCUCCCCUGAACCCAAAUAACAGUCCCAGAUCAUAGCAUUUAUUACUAUUCCGACGCAUCUGUACUGUUAUGCAAGACCAUUUCUACUUAUUUAUCUACAUAGUCAC
This is a messenger RNA of Mycena citricolor, 760 nucleotides long. The record is from the annotation of a GenBank genome assembly. Lineage: Eukaryota; Fungi; Basidiomycota; Agaricomycetes; Agaricales; Mycenaceae.